AUGCAUUGUCCUCCCAAUUGGCUCGUUGCCACGUUCUAUACUAAGAUGUCGUCGCCUUCGCGGCAGAUCAAAUGCGUCGUGGUUGGUGAUGGUACGGUCGGAAAAACAUGCAUGCUCAUUUCCUACACAACCGACUCGUUCCCAGUCACCUAUGUACCUACAGUAUUUGAUAACUACUCGGCGCAAAUGAGUCUUGAGGGCAACAUCGUAAAUUUGGGAUUGUGGGAUACUGCUGGACAGGAGGAUUAUGAUCGUUUGAGACCACUUUCCUACCCACAAACGGAUGUUUUCAUUCUCUGCUUUUCGGUCGUCUCUCCCGUCUCGUUCGACAAUGUGCAAAGCAAGUGGAUUCCGGAAAUCCGACAGCAUUGUCCAGAUGCGCCAGUCAUCUUGGUCGGAACCAAGCUUGAUCUUCGCGAGGAUCCCGAAACGAUUCGUACCAUGAAUGCCGAUGGAAAGUUCCCGAUAUCAAAGACUCAGGGACUCAAGAUGGCUCAGAGAAUCAAAGCGCUCAAGUACUUGGAGUGUUCUGCAUUGACUCAACAGGGACUAACGCAGGUGUUCGAAGACGCCGUCCGCUCAAUUCUUCAUCCGAAACCCCUCAAGAAGAAAAAGGCGUGCUCCGUCAUGUAA
This is a messenger RNA of Caenorhabditis remanei, 633 nucleotides long. RefSeq lists its product as uncharacterized. The record is from RefSeq and is a predicted model, not a curated record. Gene Ontology annotation, molecular function: GTP binding; GTPase activity. Gene Ontology annotation, biological process: small GTPase-mediated signal transduction. Lineage: Eukaryota; Metazoa; Nematoda; Chromadorea; Rhabditida; Rhabditidae. The coding region runs from base 1 to 633 and encodes 210 amino acids. The transcript is spliced from 5 exons.